AUGGAGAGUGUUGCCGGAAGAAUGCGUCAUACCUCGGAUGAGUUUGGCGGUGGGGUGUAUAUAUCGGGGGCACAGGGGGAUAGAGCGGUGGAGGAUAGGAGGGAGGGUUAUGCCGGGGAGGAGGAGGAGGAGGAAGGUGAAUCGGAGGAGGACAGUGAAUCCGAGAAGGAGGAGGAGGAGGAGGAGGAGGAGAGCGAACCAGAGGAAUCCGAGUCCGAAGACUACACCAGCGGCCGAGGGUGUCACGACGUCGGUAUGUCCGCCAACGGCAACUCUGGGGGCGCGCAAUACAACGGCGACGAGCGGGAGCAUAAUGAGCCCGGGCGAUACGGGUAUGGGGAGGGGGAGCAGCCCACCAACGGCGACUGGAUGCUCUGGCCCUGCGGCAUCUGCAACAUCACCGUCAACAUCUUUGCGCGCGACGACCACAUCGCCUCCCGCCCUCACAUCCGAGCGGCCAGGAAGAAGCAGGCCGGCCAGGAGGCGGCACCGCUAUCGCCCGAGGAGACGUAUGUGCCCGUGUGGCGGUGCGCGCUGUGCGAUGAGGAGAUGUCGGUCUUCCUCCGCGAGGAGCAUGUGCUCGGGAGGCAGCAUCUCCGCCUGCUCCGGAAGCAGCAGAGUGAGGAUGGAGCUCAUCCAGGCGCCUCGGACGCGCCUCCCACGCCCGGGCAGCAGGAGGAGGACGGUGGGGGGGUGUAUGUAUACGAUGGAGCUGUAGAGGCGGGUAUAGCGGGUAUAACCUUCGACGACGAUCCGGACAUAUGCAUAUCCCCGCCAGCCUUCGCCUCCUACGAAUACAAGCUGCGCGAAACGUUCUACUGCAUCACCUGCGCCGCGGAGUUCGAUCUCUCCCUGGAAGAAGAUCAUCUCGCGGACCUCGAAACCUGGGACUGCACGCUGUGCGCAAAGACCAUGCACCCCGCGGCAAAGGAGAUGCAUCUGCAGAGCGCACGGCACGCGGUCAUGACGAGCAUCUACGAGUCCCAGCCCGACGACUUCCACUGCCAGGCCUGCCAGAGGAGCUAUGCGCCGGUCGAGAGGGAGGGCCAUCUCGCGGGGAUGGAGCACCAGCAGGUGGUCGCCCGCAUCGAGCUGGAGCAGCGGUACAUGAAGCGCCUUCAGGAGCUCAAGACUGCGCCGAACCCCCCAGGCUCACGGUCACUCCCGCCUGCACUGCCACACAUGACCGACAAGGGGAAGGAGGGUCCGGCAGUACCGAUGAUGGACAGGACGAAGGUGGAGGAGUGGGGCGAUCCAUCGGCGUGCGAUCUAUGUGACGAGCCCCUCCUGGGCAUGCAACUCCUCACCCACCGCGCAUGGCACUGCCCGCUCACUGGCCCCGGCCUUGACCCCCCUAAGGCACCUGAGGGCCCCCCCUCCAAGGCACCAGAGAGCACCAAGAACCACUUCUUCUUCUGCGACGUUUGCGGCAAGAGCGUGGUCAACAAAGACGAGCACCUACAGGGCAAGAAACACCUAAAGAAGGCCGGCAAGAAGGGCAAACGCAAGGCGAAGGCCAAGUCGGGAGUUUCUAGAGAACCACCAAAGACCCGUAGCGAGAGGAGAAGGGAGAAGAGAGAGGCGCUGCUGGAUAGGGAGUACUGCGAGGUGUGUAAUAAGAGCGUGGCGGCAAUGCCGGCCCAUGUGAAGACUAAGAAGCAUAGGAGGAACGAGGCGGCGAAGGUGUUGGCCGCGAGAGAUCAGGGCGCUGGCCCGCCGAGUACGCAGGUGGCGCAGACACAACCGGGGCCGCCGGUCUCCCCACAGCAGGUGCCGUCAGCUCGCCCGCCGCGGGCGAUCCCGCCUGAGCUGUUCCCGCCUCAGCUUCCACCGCCGGUCCCGCCUCAGCUGUACCCGCCUCUGCCAGCACCUCAGCCUCAGCCCGCACCGGCGGUCCUUCCUCAACCGCCGCCGCAGGUCCAGCAUCAGCCGGGCCGGCGGCCGGUUUUGCGUCAGCUGGUGCGGGUGCCUCAGGUGGCCUCGUGGCCCUUGCCUCCGCAGGCGCCGCGGGUCACUCCCCACCCGGUGCCUCAGCCGGUGCCUCAGCCGGUGCCGCAACCCCAGGCCAUCGCUCCGGCAUUCGCAGACUCGCCAUACGUGACAAUCAUGGGGGAUAAGUUCCAUUGUAAGGUCUGUAAGCGGGACAGGCAGCUUUUGGGGAUAGCGUCGCACAUGACGAGUAAAAGUCACAAGAAGAAGGUGGCUGCGGUAGGGUGGUAG
Morchella sextelata is the source of this 2220-nucleotide messenger RNA. RefSeq lists its product as uncharacterized. Gene Ontology annotation, molecular function: nucleic acid binding; zinc ion binding. The transcript has a single exon. The coding region runs from base 1 to 2220 and encodes 739 amino acids. Lineage: Eukaryota; Fungi; Ascomycota; Pezizomycetes; Pezizales; Morchellaceae. The record is from RefSeq and is a predicted model, not a curated record.